AUAAAAUAGUCAUUUGAUUGGAUGGUGAUUUUAAAUUUUUCUUUUCAUCGUGUGAGAAUCACUUGAACAGGUUCUUUUUCAAACGUUUUCCAUAAUAAUGAAUUUAAAAUAUAUCUCUUUGUUAUCUUAUUACUGUGAUUGUUUGUUUUAACUUUGUUUACUUACUUGAUCCUGAUGAUUUUAUAACUUUUCACCAUUCUUUCCAAUCCUCUGUUUCUCGUUCUAUUUUCUACCAUUCUUUUUCUGGUUUUUCUUCUGCUAUCCUUAUUUCUUGUAUACAACUCCCCUUUCGUUCUUUCUUUCUCGGUUUUGUGAGUUCGUGCUUUAUGUACGAAAUAUAUUCACAAAUUCAUUCAUUAGUAGGGCUUUAAUUUAUUUCGUCUUCUCUAGGGUCUUAUUUAGAAUAAAAGUCAGCAGGUUAGAUGGAAAGUUUAUGUCACAGAUAAAACGUUAGCGAUAUGAGGUUCAAACCAAAAAAAACGUAACGGUACAAAACGAUUUUUUAUCUACACAGCCAAUUUCAGAUUUGAGCGAUCCGUUGUCUUUACAUCUUUAAACAAAAUACGUCUUGUCUGGAAACCGUGCGUCUUUCGGAUUUACAGAAUAUGUCGCCAGCUACCACGAACGUUACCUGGGUACUUAGUUAAAGAGUAGAGAUAAGAGGAAACAAAAAACGAUAACUAAGUGGAAAAGAAUUGAAACUAGUAAAUUUAAAAGUAUGUCUAAAGAUACAGAAAAAAUAUUUAUCGUACAAAAAUCUACAGAAGUUCAAAGAUUUGUCAUCUUAUGCUAUUACCUUUGUAGUAUCUCUGUAAUUCGACUAUCCGAAUUUAUUUGUUCUUUUUAAUCCUUCAUAUAACACCUUGGUAAAGCGAAGCAUGUUGUUCGAUCCUUAUAAAUUUAGGCUCCUGAAUAUUCCAAACUAACCAAGUUGUCAGAUUUAGAAUAAAUUUUUUAUCGUAUCCAUCAUUUCACCCACUCUUACUCAUUAUUGUCACGACCAUAUGAACAAAUGACCUUUUGUUUGACUGCAAUAACGCCUUUGUUUCGAUGUUCGCUUAUCAUGUGUUGAAUUUAAUCUCUUUUUAUUUAAAUAUCAUCUCGUUCUCUCACCCUUUUUUUAUACUUCAUCUGAAUACGUGAAUAUAAGAAAAAUUCAUAAUAAAUAGUCUUAGAAAACUGUCAAUGAAUGUUCAAUACAUUGCAACAGAGAAAAAUUUACAAUGAAUCGUAACGAACUCUUUGCCAGUUAUAUUAUAAGCGUUUUCUUAUUGGGAACGUGGCAGUAAAACACCAGAGUAGACUAACUUUAAUAUAUUUUCCGAGCUUUCGAAUACUUAUGUAUUCAUCGUCCAGGAAAUAAUUAAUUGAGUCCCUUUGAAUUUUGAAAACUAUGAUUCAAAAUUUUUACAAGAAUUUAUACAACUUAAAACCACCUCAAAUCUCAAUUAAUUAUUUUCCAGACGGUAGGUGUUCGAAAGCUCAAAAAAUAUAUUAAAGUUAAUCUACAAAAAACCAAUAUAUUGGGGAUUGCAGCAAAUUUGGAAAAUGAGAACUCUUUAUUAAAUUAUAAUUCCAAGCUUACGAGGAAGUGUUCUUCCCAUCAUCAGGACAUUUUGUGAAAAGAUUUGGUAUAUAUAUAGGAAUUACAUUAUUAAGUGAUAUAUGUGGCAUGCUCAGUAAUUAAAAAUAUCUAUUGACACCUAUUAUUUCGAUAUCUAUGAUUCGACAUGAUGGAUUGCCGUUCCUCAAAGGAUAAAACAACUACUUUCCUGGCUAAUAUCACGAAGAAUAUUCAAGUACAUCCCCUCGGAAGAAAGUGAUGUCAUCGACAAUCCGCAGUUCGAAGUGAAGAUGUCACCAGAAGACGUCUACUGAAGAAUGCCACACCGAAGAGACGCAGAAAGAGACGUCGUGGUAUUCACUCCUUGUAAUUGCGAGCCAUUAGAAAUGUCAAUUUAGGUGGAUUGUCGAUGACAUAACGUUCUUUGGGGGGAGGGGGAGUAGUUGUUUUCUUUUUUGAUGCACGUCAAGUCGAAUAAUCAAAUUCGAAAUAAAAGGUGUAAAUAGAUAUUAUCGUUGUGGGAGUGUGGCAAAUUAAACACCAAAGUGUACAAUUUUUAAUAUAUAUUCCGAGCUUCCGAAUACUAAUGUAUUCAUCAUCGCGGACUGAAAUUAUGAUCAAAGUACAAUGUAAAAAUAUGUAUAAAAGUUUAGCAAUAUUAAAAAUUACUAUAUUAAUUGAUUUAGGUUUGGAAAUAUACAAACUCUUUCUCCAAUCCAUUAUAGUAUAUCAUAACCUUAUUAUUAGUAAUUAUUUGUUAUAUAAUAAAAAUUUGAUGAGUGCAUCCAACCUUGGGUAUAGUACGAAGAAAUAAUAUAAAAAUAGCUAAUAAUUAUUCUGGCACUAAUAUGGUGGGCGAUCAUCAUAAAUUAGCAAGUCAAAUCAAUUGACGGAGAGGCGUCAAAAUUUUACGAUCUAUUGAUUAUUACCAUAAGUAUUGAGUAAUAGCGUUAAUUGGAGGUAUUUAGAUAUGCCAAAGAGCUUAACAAUGUAAAACUAGACGUUCAUAUCGCAUGUUGAUACGAAAAGAAGAUAUUCAAUGUGUAUUCGGAAUAUGUUCAAAUUAACUAUUAUCAACACAAGUGUAUAUAUACACUUGUAUUUUAUUUGGCUUUUUUGUAUAGUAAAUCCCACUUUAUAUGUGUUUUCCUCAUUUAUUCUUAUGGUAAAAUCCAAUAUAAUAUCACGUAUAAUAACCAAGGUUGUGAUACAAAUUGCUUUGAAUAUGUCACAGAGCCGUAGCUAGGCAUUGCUACUGUACAUUAUCUUUUCUAUAUAAUUACAAGGACUGAUCCCUUCGCUCCUCCCAUGGGAAGAUGUAUUAUAAUUUUUAUUAGUAUUAAGAUUAACAUCUCUCAUCGAGAUUUUAGCAUCUUUAGUCUCCACGCAUCCGAAGAAAAUAGUUUACUUCGUUAGUUUUAGACACGGUCGGUAACCACAAGGGAACGAAUCUUUACUAAGCCUGCUUGAGCUAUUAUCGUCCUGUGACUGUGUACGUUAUCUCUUCGCAACUUCCUCCGAUGUUUUCGUUCUCUUAAUGGUACUACUAUGUUCAUUUACUUUUAAACUAUUAUUGUAUCCAUUACAACCAGUUUUAUAAUAACUUUUUCGUUAGUACCCCCCACAAUGAUUUUUCACUUUAUUCAAUAUCAUAUUUUUCAGCUAAUUAUUAGAAAAUAAUAGUUCCUAUAUUACCAACAACCAAUUUCAAAUGGAUUUCGCAUAGCUAUGUAAAUUAAAGAGGAGUUGGAUACUGUGUACGAAGACUCUGAACAAUCAUUUACGGCAGUAAGGAAUUUAAAACGUGGCCGUAUCAGCUUCUGGACGACCAAAAAAGUUUACUAAAUGGUACUGGACGACCGUUGGAUUAAGGUUAAAGAGAUUAGAAGAGGUUAGCGGUAUAUCCGAACACCGCAUUUGCCAAAUGUGCCGCGUUUGAUCACUUUGAAUUGAAAUCGUAUUUUAAUGAAUAUUUCCCGGGUCUUAUUGACACGGUUUAAGUAAAAUGAGUCGGAUUUUUUGUCUCCUAAAACAAAAAAAACGGCCAAGACAAUGGAUUGCAAUGGGCAAAGACGAUUUCCAAAAUGAUGGCGACCGUUUUUUGAGAUAGUCAUGGAAUUGUGCUUAGCGCAUUGGCACUUUUUCACAUUUCGGUGAUUGCUGUGGCUAAAAUUCACGCGUUGCAUUUCUAAUUGGUUGACCACCCACUCUAUUCACCAGAUCUGACUCUUCUGUUUUUUAAUCUUGAAGCUUCACUUGCAGGAGAGAAAUUCUCACCAAACGAGAAUGUUAUCGCAUACGUAAACACUUAUUUUGAUGAGAAAGAUUAUUUAGAUUGAUUGCAAAUGUAACAGCGUCGCUGGACCAAGUGUAUGGUAUUGAAACGGUUUUGUUUCUUUGUUAGGUAUGAAAUUAUUCAAACAACUCUCGUAUUUAAGAUUACGAUGUUGUCAAAACGUUAGCGGUAAACAUUUUGAACAUCUACUUUAUUUAAAUUUAUAGUUCUUUUUACCGUUCUACAUUUUAUUAAUUUUUGCAUUAUAUUUUUGUUUCUGAUUGUAUUGUAGCGAAUAUCUUCGAUCAUAUUAUUUUAUUUUGUUAUAAAUUGUUGCAAGAAAUUUGAUAAUAUUUUUGAAUAGAGAAUAAAGAAACUUUCCAAACAAUAUAUCACAAAUUUAUACCCCAUUUAGAAAAUUCCGUCCAAACAGACAAACAAACAAACUGACAAAUUAAGUUCAAUGAAGUUUGGUACAAAUUACCGACUCCUCCCUACAUAUCGUUGUUCUGGAAGAAUUGUAAAAAUGUGGUGAAUGAAAAUGAGUCUAUAGUCAAUAUAAGAAAUACUUUACAGGAAAUCAUGGGCGUAGUUCCACUCAGGACUCAGUUGAAAUAUCAGCUGUUAUUAAUGUCUCAGUUGCGCUCGAAAGUAACUUGAAAAAAAACUGGAUUGAUUCCCACUUGAUUUAGGGGAUGGAAUUUGGAUGAUUGAAUCCUAAUCAUUCGAAAAUGAAAGCUGAGUAACGCGGUCCAUGAGCUCUUAGUCUAACAUAUAAAGGAAGGUCAUAAAUAAAAAAGUGAUUAUUUUUAAAAAUAUGCAUUUCACACGCUUUUCAAAACAUCUGACAAAUGUUGUAAUUUUUGGAACCGUUGAUGGUACUGAAUACGCUGUUUACACCACCACUACACCAAUACCCACAAUUACCCUGUCUGACGCGCGUUUCGAUAACCAAGAUAUCGUCUUCAGAGACUGAAGGUAAACUAAAAUCUAAUGACUUCAACGCCAUGCAUACGAUGCAUCUUUAAAUUUAAAAUAGUCGUACACAAUCUGUUUAAUUUCAUCGUAGCUAUUAAAUAUGUUACCUUUAAACUUGGUUUUCAGCUUUGCGAAUAAAAAAUAGUCGGACGGCGCCAGAUCUGGGCUACAUGGUGGGUGUUCAAUCUUCUUUAAGCCACAUUUGUCUACAGUAGCCUUAUAAAGUGAAGCAGUAUGGACUGAAACAUUGUUAUUAAGCAAGCGCACAAUAAUGUAGACACCAUUUUUUGGGGCUUUUCGUGACUUUUGCUUUUUUGGCACAGGCUCUACUUCGAGGUACCUACCUGGCACUAAUUUUUGUCAUUUUAAAUGACGGUCUACGCUACAAUUGCUUUCGUUUUCAGGCGCCGGUCAUUUAAAACAAUUUUUUCCACUAAUUGGAAAUGUUUAAUGGAGGUGUCACCGUCAUUGGACCUCCCGGACGUGGGUUAUCUUCUAAUGAUCCUCGUCCUCUAGUGAAACCAAUUUUUAAUUGUUCGAUAUGAAGGACACAAGUCACCGUAACCAGCCUUCGUUCUGUUUGUGAUUUGUGUUGGUGUUAAUACUUGUUUGGUCAAACAUUUUAAGUAUCGCGAAGUGGUGGUUCGAGUUGUAUAAUAAAAUGGAUCGAAGCAGCAAAUUGAAGCUUAGUCUAAAACUUGUCGAGACUUGUCACUGACGCGAGCAUAAAGAUUUUUGCGAACGCACUCUAUUUACUGUAUUAGGCCAAGACCUCAUGAACCAUACUAUGUACAAUUAUUUUCUGUUAUUUAUAACCUUUUCAAUCGUUCUCUUUUUUACUUUCCUGUAAAACUGAAGUUUUUGCAUGUUACUGUUCUUCCAUAACGGCGAUGUAAUUUUAAAUAUUUUCUCAAAAUUUUUGUUAUAUAAUUCAUAUGAAAUUUGUUUAAAAAUGGGAGUUUAUUCGCCAAUAUUUAAAGGGUGACUGACCCUAUCUCUCGAUCUAAUCACUUGAAUCGACUUGUUUUGAUAAAAACACGAAGUAGCUAUUCCGGUUUUUAGAAAUAUUGAUAUUAAAAAUUCCCGUAGAGUUUUAUUCACCGGGCCAGUACAGGUUUGCUACAAGGCUAUUUAAAAAAAUCAUUUCAUAAAAUAUAAAUAGUUGGAUUUUACUGACUAUUGAUUAGUCUGCAACGAUGUCGAAGCAGGUAGUUUUGAUUUUGUUUGUACUUAUAUCUCAUGCAUUAUGUGACAAUAUAUCAGUAAUUUACAAUUACAAUCAAAAAGUGUACGUUGAUUCUAUAGAAAAUUUAAAACAAGUUUUGUUGGAAAGUGAACAACAUCUUUUCGAUGUACAAAUUCUCAAACAGAGUGUCCCAAAAUUACCGGCGAAAUUCUUGGAAGGUGUGACCGUCAACCAGCUACGUUUAAAUGAAAACCAAUUGAAAGAAAUAGAAAUAGGGGCCUUCGAUGGGGCCACGUUUACUUCACUUAAUUUGAACGAUAAUAAUUUGGACAUUAUCCUUAAAGAUAUAUUUAAUAAUAAUCAGAUAUGGGAAUUAGCUUUGGCAAACAAUUCUAUCUCGAAAAUUGAAGAUGGAGCUUUUGAAAAUUCGGAUUUUGGUGUUUUAAAUCUCAACAAUAAUCAGUUAGAUGAACUUCGAGCGGGUAUGUUUCAAGAUUCGAAAAUUGUAAAUAUAGUGCUGAACGACAACAAAAUUGAAAAUAUAGAAAACGGUACUUUGCAACAAAUAUUCGGUUUACGAAAUUUUCAUUUGAAUAAUAAUUUUCUUAAAGACAUCGGGAGUUGUUUUAAUGAUUUGGAAACAUUAUGGGAACUGAAUUUAAUGAACAAUACUAUAGAGAAUUUAUCUCCGAAGAGUUUUACUGGUUCCAGUAUAUCAAAUUUAAAUUUAGGUGAUAACUUAUUAACGAAAAUAAGUAAAGACGUUUUCAUUGGAUUACCGUUAUCGUUUCUAAAUAUUUCUAAUAAUCGUAUCAAAGCUAUUGAAAAUGAUGCUUUCGCAGACUUUCCAACACUAAGUACUCUAAUUUUAUCUCAUAAUAAAAUCGGAGAUUUGAAACCAGGUUUUCUUAUCGGGAUAAAUUCAAAGUAUUUACACCUAGAUUUGAUAGAUAAUCAUAUCAACAACAUCGAACCUGGUUCUUUCGAUGAAAUUACAUUAUCUAGUAUCGAUUUGGCUAAUAACAAUAUUCAAGUUUUGAAAAAAGGUGUAUUAGUUAACAAAGAACUAACUUCAGUGUCGUUUUUAAAAAAUCAAAUUUCUAAAAUUGAAGAUGGCGCGUUAGAAGGAUUACAUGUCCAAACUUUGACGUUAACAGAAAAUUAUUUGACGAAAUUAACUAAAGAAAUGUUUCAAGGAUCUAAUAUAACAACUUUGAAACUGGAUAAAAAUAAAAUAGAAGAAAUCGAAGACGGUACGUUUAAAGAAGUAGCCGAAUUGAAAUACCUCGAUCUUAGUUAUAAUAAUAUAGAAGAUAUCGGUAAAAUCUUCAACGAUCUACCCCAAUUAAUUCAACUCACAUUAAGUAAUAAUAAAAUUAAAACUUUACCUGCUAAUAUUUUCUCCGGAUCAAAAAUAAAUAAUAUUUUUUUGGAUAAUAAUCGAAUAACCGAAGUUGUUAAAGGUGUUUUUGACGAUUUAUAUUUCAACAACGUAGAUCUAUCCAAUAACGAAAUUUCCAAAAUCGAAAAUGGAGCUUUCGAAUCCGAUCGUUUACGAGAAUUAAAAUUGGGAAGUAACAAAAUUGGAGAUCUGAAAGUGUCUUCUUUAGGAGCAAUAAAUAAUAAGGAGUUAGAUCUGAGUUUAGAUGAUAACGAUAUUGGUGACAUCGAAGCCGGUACUUUUAAGAACGUUAAAGUGAAAUCGUUGAAUCUUAAGAAUAACACGUUGAAAUAUAUUAAGCGAGAUAUGUUCGAGGACGCCGAAAUAGGUUUUCUAAUUUUGUUUAAAAAUCAAAUCGUCAAAGUUGAAAGUGGUGCUUUCGAGGAUAUUAAAGACUUAUUGUUCGUUGAUUUGAGUUACAAUAAAAUGGCGACUGAAGUAAAAAAGGGUAUGGUUGACAUACAAUUUUAUAUAACACCCGGCGCGAAAUUGUAUAAAUACGAUAGCGAAAUUUUGCGUGAACUUAUCCGCACUACAUAUGUUGGUGGAGAAGGUUUCCAAGAUGCUUUAUUCCAUUAAUUUUUGUAAUAUAUUUGUGAAAUAAAUUCAGUUUUCAGAGUA
Molecule: messenger RNA, 8065 nt
Organism: Diorhabda carinulata
Lineage: Eukaryota; Metazoa; Arthropoda; Insecta; Coleoptera; Chrysomelidae
Product: protein artichoke-like
Exons: 1
Coding region: 6014-8023 (669 amino acids)
Molecular function (GO): protein binding
Source: RefSeq, a predicted model, not a curated record